UGUUUUUCUUCCCUCGCUACGAGGCUGCAAGCCUAAAAAGGAAGGGAGAGAGACUUGAAAAGCAUUUCUACUCUUUCAUGGUCGCUCUCUUUACCAUUUCCGGUCUCUCUCUCUCUUUCCAUCCCUCUACCUGUCGACUUUUUCUCAGUUGAAUACAUUAUCUCCUGUCUUAGUUAUCACUCCCCAUAAUCCCACAUAAACAGUUCAGUCUCUUUCUUCCUCUGUCGCUGCUUCUAGCCACAAAGAGAGUUCAUUCUCUCUAUACACUUUUUAGUAGAACCGUGUGUCAUAGAGUUAAUGGCUGGGAAGUCCAAACCAGGCAUCUUCUGGUUUAUCUUUUGCCCCAUGUCUAUAACUAUUUCCACACUCGUUUAGUUUACCAAUUUUCUUGCUUAACUGUACUGUUCAACUGGCAAUUUUUUUCCAAAUUAUCCCCAAUUGGACAGCUUGGAAGUCACCAAAGACAAGAUUUUUGCCUCUUCAGUGCUUGGUUCGUGGGUUUUCCCGAGUUCAGAAGUGUGAGACUAGAAAUCUGUAUAGAGGGCUGGUUGGCUGGCAAGCUGAAGGAACCUGGGCUUUGUGUGAUGGAAUCUUCGUCAUCAUCAGGAUCAACAAAGAGGGCUCGAGCAGCUGGGAAUGGAGGCCAGGUCCCUUUAUGCUUGGUUGAUGGGUGUAAUUCUGACCUUAGUAAAUGCAGGGAUUACCACCGACGUCAUAAAGUAUGCGAAAUCCACUCUAAGACCUCAAAAGUUACAAUCAGGGGUCUGGAACAACGAUUCUGCCAGCAGUGCAGCAGGUUCCAUUCCCUUGGGGAGUUUGAUGAGGGAAAGCGAAGCUGCAGGAAACGUCUAGAUGGACACAACCGACGACGUAGGAAGCCUCAACCGGAAUCUCUGUCCCUAAAUUCGGGAAGGCUCCCCUCCAGCUACCAAGGCACCAGAAUCUUAACUUUCAGUAGUCCACAACUAUUUCCGCAAGGUCCUGUAGCGAGCUCUGCCUGGUUUGGGGCUGUCAAAGUGGAGAGUGAUACUGCUAUGCUUUACAACAACCAUUCGCAAUUGAACUUCUUUGAUAGAAAAAACAUUACUCCUGAUUCUUUAUUUCACAAUUACAAAGAAGGAAAGCAGUUCCCAUUUUCACAAGGCACUAGUUCCUCCCUCCUUCCUGGAGCUGCUGUUUGCCAACUGCCUCCGGAUGCUAAUUUUGCAUCCAACAAUGCUAGUAGCAGCCAGAAAGAGUUCUCAAAUGAAUUAAACCGAGUCAUCAACUCUGACUGUGCUCUCUCUCUUCUGUCAUCAACACGAGCUGAGACUCGGCAGGUUGGUUUGAGCCAAAUGAUGCUGCAGUUCAACCCGAGCCCUUCGGCUCAGUCGUCCUUGGUCCCCAGCCUGCAAUAUAAUGGUUUAGGAAUGGAGAGCAAGACAAUGUCUUCUGCUUUGGUUAAUGACUGUAGCAGUAAUGCCAACCUCCAUUGCGAGGGUAUGUUUUCGAUUGGGCCUGAUGGUUCAUCUGCAAGCGGGCCUCACCAAACGCAUUCCUUCUUGUGGGAGUAGUUAUAUACAUAUAUACGCCAUGUCUACCUCUCUCCUUUGUAAUCUCUUAAAAGCAGGGAGCUUUUAUCAGAUGAAACUAACUCGAGAUUACGAAUGUGUUACUGAAUGUAAAAUCUUUCUAUCUACUAUUGAAGAAUUCACGUUCCUUGAGGAAAAUGGAGGUCAUGUCUUUAUAUAAUGCUGUGUAUAUCUAUCUAUCUUCUUUGCUUGCAAAGAACAAUAGCCACCUAAAAAGUUGGUUUGGAUC
Messenger RNA from Juglans regia (Persian walnut), 1800 nucleotides. RefSeq names its product teosinte glume architecture 1-like. NCBI's taxonomy places the organism in Eukaryota, Viridiplantae, Streptophyta, Magnoliopsida, Fagales, Juglandaceae. Gene Ontology annotation, molecular function: DNA binding. The record is from RefSeq and is a predicted model, not a curated record. Bases 585 to 1553 code for a protein of 322 amino acids. The transcript has 4 exons. Gene Ontology annotation, cellular component: nucleus.